This is a messenger RNA of Syngnathoides biaculeatus (alligator pipefish), 4585 nucleotides long. It is a transcript of the gene c18h5orf24, whose product is annotated as chromosome 18 C5orf24 homolog. The record is from RefSeq and is a predicted model, not a curated record. The coding region runs from base 498 to 1154 and encodes 218 amino acids. The transcript has 2 exons. Lineage: Eukaryota; Metazoa; Chordata; Actinopteri; Syngnathiformes; Syngnathidae.
UAGGCUGAUAGGAGAACGAAAUAGUUUUGAGUCUGUGUUCCUAAUUGUUAAUAUUUGACAGAAUGGACGUUUUCUGGCAACGAAAUCGGCAUCGACAUGACGGAAGGAGGGGGGGCGAGAAAGCAGGGAAGACUCCUUCCGAGGGGCACAGUUGCGCGCACGCGCAGUCGGCUGCGCUCGCGCCUCUAUUAAUUUUUUAUGGAAAAUGGCUGCGUUUUUCAUCCAUAGCCGCGGAGCCACAAGAUUAAAAAAAGGAACAUAAAAUAACUUUAUUUUUACGGGGUAUAUUUGGCGUUUUGAUGUUUGAUGAAAAGUCGGCUGCGGGAUGUGGUGACCCCCCCCCCUCCCCGAGAAGCAAGAAAGCGAGGAAAGGAAAAAAAAUUGACCCGUUUGCGCUCCGAGGGAUGAAAGAUCUUUUUUUUUUAUUUUUUAUGAGCGGGGGUGUGGGGAGCUCCCUGACUCCUUCCGCGCCGUCGCCAGCCGACCAUUAAGCAAAGAUGAUGCGCCAGGUGUCGAGCGGCGACUUCUGCAUGAACGCGCGGCCGUCUUGCUUGGCCGAGGACGCCCACCACCCAGCUGCGCACUUUGACCUGUGCCCGUCGCAGCCCAACAAGUUCUACCCGCCUCCUCCGGCGCCUCCGCCCCCAUCCCUCCAGAUGACGCUGGCCCCCAUGGCGCUGCCCGGCCCCGGGCUCAAGCCUAUGCUAUGCCCUCGACAGGAAGCCCUCGGCUCCGCCAAGCUCCCGGCCGAUAAAAGCGGCAACCCGUCGGCCGCACCGAACGACUGUAAGAAGAAGAGCAAAGGCGCCGGGAAGACGGGGCGUCGCGGGCGCCCCCUGGGUACCACUAAGUUGGCGGGAUAUCGGACCAGCACGGGGCGCCCGCUGGGCACCACCCGCGCCGCCGGUUUCAAAACGAGCCCCGGGCGGCCGCUGGGCACCACCAGGGCGGCGGGCUACAAGGUGAGCCCCGGGCGGCCCCCCGGUAGCGUCAAGGGCCUCUCCCGCCUCAACAAACUGGCAUUCGGGGGCACGUGCAGCGGGGCUUCUUUCCCGUACCCGUUGGCCCACAAGGAGAUACUCUGCGAACCCUCCAGCAAGGACAAGACCCCCGCAGAGGGAGGUAACCCCACCUUUAGUCCCAAUGAGGGAUGAUGGUUUUUUUUUUGUUUUGUUUUGUGUUUUUUAAAUCAGCCUUUUCUAUAAUCUCACAAACAAUAUUUCCUCACGCUUCAGACGGCGUUUUAAACUUAUUCCUUGGGGGGAAAAAAAGACUUUGUGGUGCCGCCACGAAUGUUGGAUUCAACAGUUUAGGACACUCAGAAACUUUUUUUUUUGGGAGGGGGGAGGAAUCCCGUUCAGAUGUUGACUAAGGUAGCAAGAUGUGACUGGAAGUUAGCUACAUGGACAUGGGAUGUAGCUUUUUUUUUUUUUUUUUUUUUUUUUUGGGAGGAAGGUUGUGGGGGGGUUCUCUGGUCCAGUGUGUGUGUUUGUAUAAUAAUACAGUAUUCCCCCAUAUAUUUGUAUUAUUUAUUUUUUUGUAGAGGCGGUGGCCUAUCCUCUAUUAUUUGCUGAUAAACUCAUUCAAUGUUUUUGUGCUCAGGCCAAAGUCCUCUCUGAUGGGAAAAAAAAAACAUUGUUUUGUCACCGAAAUGAAGUGAGGACCUUCAUUUUGACAGAAAACAAAGUAGUACUUUGGCACCACCUUAUGACAGGUGGGUAUUCACGGACAGCUUUUCAGGCUACAAUUUAGGCGGCCCAAACAACAGAAUUUACAUUUAAGUUAGCGUGACGCGAUAGGAAGGAACUGAACGGGUGUGCCGACGUGUAGCAUUUUGUUUUCGAUACCUUUUACGUGUUUCCAAUAACAAUGCAAGAAUGCAUGCGGGAGGUGUUACUCGAGCAAAAUAGUGGUAGAAAUACUAAUAAAUCUGUUACAUCAUAAUCAAUGUCACUAUAACCCCACGGACCACCGCUUGCACAUGUCGGAUUAUUAUUAUUAUUAUUAUUGUUAUUAUUAUCUGUUUGGCCAGUAAACAGUCAUCCGGUCAAUCAAAAUCAGACGGGAUUGGCUACACCUCUCUGAUGUGCGACUUUAUCUGGAAUGACUCAAAAUUGGUCGUUGCGAUGAUGAUGCAAUGUUGUGAGAAGGCUACAAGUUACAAAAACUUUUUUUUAAAAUUCUAUACCUUAAAAGGAAUUUAAAUUGUAUUUUUUUCAUUUGGAAAAACAUGUUUUGUAACUAUUAUUACUAAUCUGUGAUAUAAUAGGCGGCAUGGUAGCGCAGUUUUAGAGUGUAGGCCUCACAGUUCUGAGGACCGGGGUCCAAAUCCCGCCCCCCGCCUAUGUGGACUUUGCAUGUCCUCCCCGUGCCUGCGUGGGUUUUCUCCGGGCACUCAAAAAAAAAAAAAAAAACAUGCGCCAUUGAUUGGACACUCUAAAUUGCCCCUCGCUGCGACUGCGACUGUUUGUCUCAAUGUACCCUGCGAUUGGAUGGCGACCAGUUCAGGGUGUACCCCACCCGCCCCCUGCCCGUUGACAGCUGGGAUAGGCUCCAGCACUUCCCGCGACCCUCGUGAGAAUAAGUGGCUCAGUAAAUGGACGGACGGAUGUUAUAUAAUAGAAAGUAUUUUUUCUUUUCAAUCCAUUUUCAGUUCACUUUUUAUUAUAAUAACCUAUUAUGAGUAUUAUAAGAAUGAAUUGAUUGUUAAUAAAAAAAAUGUCAUUCAGUUUUUCAGAUUUUUUUUUUUUAUUCUUACUUUCUUUGACUGCAAGGAUGUUUUUUUUAUCAGUAUGAUUGAAAUUGUUACAUAGCAAAUUAUUUCAUUAAUUUAUUCUUGUACUUUAUUAUUUCUAGUCCUUUGGAAUUUUUUUUAUUUAAUUUUUUUAAAUUUGUUUUUUUCCCAGAGCUCUGUUCCACCACAUGCGCAUGCGCAAAUAUGAGCUGUUUUUUUAUUUUUUAAACGCUCCACUUAGGCAAGCUGAAAGCGUUGAACUGACGAGUCGAUUUUAUUCUCUUCUGGAAAGCUCGAAACUGACUAGUCGCUGGUGACUUGUUUUUGGCGUCUAGUUUUCUACCAAAAGCAUACAUGCAAUAUUAUACAGUAGUCGAUUAUGAUGUCAUUGUUCAUGUUCAUUUUUUUUUUUUUUUUAUGUUGCUUUGAAAAGUCAAACAGCUGACACGAUGACAUAAGAAAGCAAAAAAGGCUCUCCAAUUUGGCCCCGUUUGUGUUGGUACGCACUCCAGAAGUGUUCAUCUUGGUGCAGUAAUCUUGUCUUACGUAUUGUACUGUAAUACCUUUUGAUGGUAGACAUUUUUAGCGUUAUUAUUACACCAGUGUUUUGAUAAACGUGUACGCUGCGUGCGUGCGUCUGUGCGGCUCGCCUGGACCAAAGAAUAUGGACAAUGUCGUCGUCGUGCCACAUGAGCUUCAUUUCCGCGCGUUUAUUUUUCGUAGAAAAUAAAAAGAUAGCAAAAAGCACUUAAAGCGUGGCAUCAUCCCGUUGAAGCUGCGCGUGAUAUUCACUUUUAGCCACCAUAAUUUCACGUACUGAGGGUACAAAAAUGUAAACACAAUGUUCACGCUAGAUUAGUUUUUAUUGUUUUUUCAAAAUAUAAGUGAUGGUUAUGUAGCCACAUUUAAGUAAUGUUUUUUUUAAAAAGGUAAUAAAUAACCUGUUUCACGUUGCAAAUUUAACCCACAAAUACUUAUACUGUACAAGUGCAUCUUAAUAAAUUUGAAUACAGUUAAAAGCUGAAGCUGGUAUAUUUUCAGAAGAUGCUUUCCAAAAGGCCAAUUGCUACCUAAAUUCUAUCCUUCAAGCUCACCAAAAUUAUCCAAAACAAAAUUGCGAAACGUGUACAUGGAUUUUUACGCUAUGCACUUUUCAGCCGGGACAAGAGUAAACCACAAAUGCGACGGCGCGAGUCCUGAUGUCUGCCGCAGCUCACGUCCAGUCAUUCACACGUAGACUCGUUGAUGUCACACGGCACCCUUCCAGGCCCCGCCUCUUAAAGGCACAUGCACAUUCACGGACACAAAUGAAUUUACAGUAUUUUCUGUACGUUUCAUUUUUUUUUUCAAAAUACAUUUCCAAGGUAUUAUAAAACAUUUGAAAAGGUUUAAAUGUGUUUAAAGUAUGCGGAAGGGGUCAAACUUGUAAAUGUUUGUGAUGUGGCCUCUUUAUCGUGGUUAUUUACAUAUUGCGGGUGAGUCUGGUAAUGAUCCCCCACACAAUAUAUUAAUUUAUUCAGGUACAUACAAAAAGUGGUCCGCCCCAUGGUUUGGAAAAUACAAUAGUCAAAAGUCCUUGUCAUGCAUUAAAAAAUCAACAAAAGUCAUUCAAGAAUUUUUCUUUUUUUUUUUAAUGUCUGGAAGUUGCAAGAAAUUAGCUGUUCAUUUUCUUGUAUCACGAUGUAAUACACGCAAGCCAAAAAACGGGGGCCUGUUUUGUCAUUAAGGUCAUGAUUACAUACUGAAAUGUCACAAAGCAUGGAAAAUGAAUAGACUGUGCUCGGUUUGAAGUUAUUUCCUCUUGCUGCCUUCAUCAGUAUCACGUCAAGACCUGUAUAUACUGUCGACCAG